GACCCUGGGAUCAUGAAGGCAGAGGCCUGACUGAGUACCAGACACGCAUUCCUUCGUGCUAGAGCCCUUCCCACCGGGUCUCCACCACAGAGGAACGCGGGGUCUCAGUGCUGUCUGCCAUCAUGUCCUUUGCCUCGGUCUUUAUUUUUAAGAGAAAUAUUAAAAAAAUACGAACAGCAACCUCUGUUCGUUACAAAUGACUUGGAACAUAUUGGAGCCCCCUGCUUGGAACCCUUCGGUAAGCUUCCGUCUGCUCCUCUGCAGGCGGCUUCUAAACCUGUUUCUGCCGUGGUUGUAACCGUUCUAAGUAAAUCUGUGUCCUCAGGAUCACCACGAAGACCUUAUGACGUUACUUCUAACGAUGGGAGUGCUUACCGCACUGUGCACAUCACGCUUUUCUUAAUUGGUAAACUGGGGUCCAAAUCAGAUCAAUCGUGGCAGCCAGCAACGCGCCAAAACCCUUCCCGUGACGCUCUUCUCGGGAUGUGUUCGCAGCGCGCUUACUAGGUCAGAGGUCACAGUCACCGGAGAGGCCUCAGUACGGGACCACCUUGCUUCCCGAAGAGGUGAUCAGAGUUUCUGUCCCUCCGGCCUCCCGGGGCGGGGCACCAUUUUACAUUUGUGUCCGUGGUCGGGGAGGUGAGAUGUUUUUUCAGACGUUUUUGCUGACUGCGUUUUCUUUUUUGGAAAUGGUCUAGUUUACUUUUUUACCUAUUGGCAUCCAAACGCUCUACUUAGAAAGUUCUACCUUUCCCGGAGGGAAGGUUUCCGGGUGCUUUGUUACACUCCUCGCAGAUAUUUUUCCAGCUUGUUUGCCUUUGUCUUGGCGGAAGAUUGUCCCCCAUGGUCUUUUCGUGUGUGUGUCGUUUCUCCUUUUCUUCUGUUACUUCGGGGUUUUAUGACCACGGCAAAACCUCACCAUCACUUAUCCCUCCUGAAAGCGUCAAGUGGAAUUCAGCGGGCGGCCCAGUCUUACCUUCUCUGUGUACAGGGUGCCCCUGGGCAGGGGAGGCCUCUGGGCACAGCCUGGCCCAGGGAAGCCCAGGACAGAAAGCUGGCCCUCCAGGCACAGUGUCUUCCUGGCCUGGCUAAGCUUGGCCGCCGCCCUGGUUCGGGAGUCCCAGCCAGCACCUAGACUCAGCCCCGUGGCUGCCGCAGCCAGAGCGCACACCAGACGGAGGUCUGGACCAGACGGAGCUGGGGCUGCCCCCACUGGGAACCAGGAAACCCCAUGCCUUGUGCACUUGCAGCUUUGGGUUCUGUCCUGGGGUAUGUGGCUGUUUUACCGCAGUACAGCGAGCUGCCGUGUGUUCGGUGCUGACGCUGUUCCGGGCAUCAUGUCCUUAACAUGGGAGGAGUUCAGGAACUUGCCGAGUGGGAAGCCGCUAGGGGCUGGACUGACCUGAGAUUUUCUGGUCGGCCUGUUUUCUGGACAGGGAGAGGGACUCUCCCAGGGCUGUUUCGCCCUUUGUGUACCACAGACCCUUUGAACGAUCUGACGAAGGCUUUACGUCCUCUCCCCAGAAAGUACACAGGAUUCCGCAGACAAGUGCACGUGUGUCUUAAGGGCUUUCCGAAGCCUGGCCGUGAACUAGUGUCGGGACUGAUUUCCAGGGACCCUUCCCAGCCCUGGUGUCCGGGAAGGGGUCUGGAAGCGGUGAGGCAGCCACAGGGCAGGAGCACCUCCUUGACCCGUCUCUCUCGUAGGAUGGCCAUCGUUCCCAUCGUCAUCAGCCUGACCCUGACCACGCUGCUGGGCAACGCCAUCGCGUUUGCCACUGGAGUGCUGUACGGACUCUCCGCUCUGGGCAAAAAGGGCGAUGCGAUCUCCUAUGCCAGGAUCCAGCAGCAGAAGCAGCAGGUGGACGAGGAGAAGCUCACGGACACCCUGGAGGGGGAGCUGUAAUGUGAGCUCCCUGCUCGCCCCUCUGGUUCAGUGCAGACAUGUCCUGCAGGGAUGAGGCCUGGAGCAUUGACCCUGAAGGACAGCCUAGAAGAGGAGCCUUUGGCUCCCACCAGCCCCCCUACACCUGUCCCUACACCUGGAGUCCUCUUCUGUCUUCUCCUUCCUCUAGCUUGGUGUCUCCCGGCCCUGGGCCUCGGCCCGCAGCAGGAAGACUGGCGGUGACAGCGGGCAGCCUCGACGGUGACCCAGGCCGUAGGGCUGGAGGCAGGGCGGGGCCUGCCUGGUCCCACUCCUCGCAGCUGGCCCGGCUCAGCUGGAAACAGGCUGCCGUGUGCAUUUCCGGACUGCCACCGCCAGCGGAGUCCCCGGGACCUGCUGAAGGCUUGGGCGGGGCUUCCCCCACAGAUGCUGGGCCUGUGCCGAGCGGGGAGGCAUGUCACCCUGGGCCCGGGCAUUGGGCAGAGUGAGCCUCCACUUGGCUCUCCAGGCAAGAAAGUAUCUUGUAGGCUGAGCCGCCUGGGCCCCCUCUGUCUACCUGUCAUCGGGACAGCGGUGCCCUGUGGCCCAUGGUCUCCUCCUACCACUGCCCAGGCUCCGCCCCGCCUCUCUGGUCUCAGUGGGAGCCCACAGCACUCCUGAGAUGCUUCCUGAGUAUCCAGAACAGCCAUGUUGGCAGUGGCUGGACAGCUAGGGACUGCUCCCUCCCCCAGUUCCCUAGAAGCUUGCACAAGCCAUUCCAGCAUACUUCUGGGUCCUGGCCGGGACCUCCAGGUUCUCCCUCCAACCCGCAAGGCCCUGGUGCUGAGGAAUCGGGGAGGGCAGGCUCUUCUUUGUCCCGUGGGCCUAUUUGUCCAUCUUUCUGGUGUGGUCCUGCCACGUUAGCCGUGGCCCAACUGAGUUAGUAGGGCUAAGCUCAACCCAUCAAUAUUGCUGCUGGCCUACCCCCUAACCCUGCCUUUGGGGAGUUUCUUGCCUUUGAGAGCUGGGCAGAGGCCGGAGUUGCCUCCACCACCAUGAGCUGUGCCCAGGCCACCUGGGAGCAAGGCCUGUGUGGAUGGUGCGAGGAGGCGGCCCUGCCUGGGCUGUGCGCCAUCCCCCCUGGCCUCCCUCCAUGCCAGCAUUCCUGUGUCCCCUGCGUGUGUCCACCUCAGCCCAUGGAUGGCUCCGCUCAAGGGACCAGCCCCCAGCUGCUAGGCCUGUCCGAUGGGGCCUGGCCAAGCCUGCGCGGCACUGGGCACAGAUGGGUUGGUGUGGAAAAGGUCUAGCUCUGCUCUUCCUUCUCCCAGGACCCUGGCUGUGCCAGCUCCCAGCCCUGAGCUCAGCCCCAGCCUUGCUUUGUUGAAAGCAGCCCUAGGGCUGUGUCCAAAUCCUUGCUUCCCGGAGAGAGCUCCCCUCUGGCGGGGGGUGCUCGUCAGUGUUGGACAGCGGGAGGGACACGUCACAGGGCUUCUGCUCAGCAGCGGCCCCCAGCAGCCUUCCAGAGAGCCCACCAGGCUGAGCCCCAGGGCACGGCAGCGGCCGGCCUGGUGGGACACGUGCCUUCAGGGGUCCCCUGGGACCACCUUUCUCAAGCAAGGGCUGGGUUCAAAGGGCUAUGGGUUCUAUACUCCAGGCGGGUGGGGGUGUCGCGUGCGUGUGUUCUGUGUGUGCUACAAGACCUGUCUACCUCCCGAGAGGAGCAAGGGCCCUGCCGGCCCCUCUUGGCUCAUUCUUACCGAGGCAGUGGGAUGGGGGGGCCACUUCUGCCCAGCCCUCCUGACCCCGCUGCAGGGGCCUUGCGGGCAGGGGCUUCCUUCUGCAGGGGAGAGGCUGGCUGUGUCCAGGAAGGCUGCACCUCUACCCCACUUCCACCCCAUCAGGUCGGGUGGGCUCUAGAGGCAGGCGCAGACCCUCCAGCCCGAGUCAUUGGCCAGGCUGGACCCGUCAUGUGCCCGGGGUUCCCAGCGAGCCCGGCAAAGCAGUCCCGGAGCAGUGACCCCGUCCCUCAGUGUGGGGUGCCACCUUGCAAGGAACAUCCAUCCGGGUGGCAGAAGGGGCCAGGCCGCCUGGUUCUGUUCCCACCUCCACGGGUCUGGACUCUGUCAUCUCGGGGUCCUUGUUUUCUCGCAGUGUGUAGCUUGCGUUUUGAGCAAUAAAGCUUGGUGUAGUCCGUA
Enhydra lutris kenyoni (northern sea otter) is the source of this 4059-nucleotide messenger RNA. RefSeq names its product calcium channel flower domain containing 1. Gene Ontology annotation, cellular component: membrane. The coding region runs from base 1349 to 1906 and encodes 185 amino acids. The transcript is spliced from 2 exons. The record is from RefSeq and is a predicted model, not a curated record. Lineage: Eukaryota; Metazoa; Chordata; Mammalia; Carnivora; Mustelidae. Gene Ontology annotation, biological process: vesicle-mediated transport.